AUGGUCAUGGACUUCCUCCUCCCCUCUCCCCCCAAGAGCUGGUCUGCUGACAAGACCUCGGCCUUCCACGCCAAGAUCACCGCUCCCGUCAACGCCUCGAUCCAGCCCGCUGGUCGCCACUUCUUGGCCCAUGCGCGCCGUCACAUCCACUCGCGCACCUUCUCCGAGGACGAGAAGGCCACGAACGAGGCCGAGGCUGCCGCCAAGGCUGCCAACGGCACUACCCAGGACGACUCUGACCUCGGUGACGAGCCCGAGGACCCCGCCAUGCUCCGUCGCGACCCCAAGGACUGGAAGGAUCAGGAUCAGUACGCCGUCUUGGGUCUCUCCGCCCUCCGUUACAAGGCCACCGAGGACCAGAUCCGUCGUGCCCACCGUCGCAAGGUCCUCCGUCACCACCCCGAUAAGAAGGCUGCCAGCGGUGGACUCCACGAUGAUGGCUUCUUCAAGUGCAUCCAGAAGGCCUUUGAGACUCUCAUGGACCCCGUCAAGCGUCGCCAGUGGGAUUCCGUCGACCCUGCCGUUUCGGACUCUGUCCCCAACGCAAAGUCCAAGGGUGAUUUCUACAAGCUCUAUGCUCCCGUCUUCUUGCGCGAGUCUCGCUUCUCUAACACCCAGCCCGUUCCCCAGUUGGGCAACGCCGAGUCGAGCCAGGAGGAGGUCGAGUCUUUCUACGAUUUCUGGUACAAGUUUGAUUCGUGGAGAACCUUCGAGUGGAUGGACAAGGAGGAUGGUGAAGGUCACGAUUCCCGUGAUGAUAAGAGAUACUUUGAGAAGAAGAACAAGGCUGAGCGUGCCAAGCUGAAGAAGGAGGACAACCAGCGUCUCCGUGAGAUUGUCGAUCUUGCUCUCUCGAUCGAUCCCCGUAUCAAGAUCUUCAAGGAGCAGGCCAACAAGCAGAGGAACGCCAAGAAGCGCGAGAAGGAGGAAGCCGAGAAGAAGGCUGCUGAGGAGGCCGCUGCUGCUGCCAUUGCUGCCGAGGCCGCUGCCAAGGCCGCUGAGGAGUCCGAGAAGGCUGCCCGUGAGGACGGCAAGAAGAACAAGGAGCUCUUGAAGCGCGCUGUCCGCAAGGAGAAGAAGAACUUGAAGGCUCUCAUCAAGGACAACAACUACUUCUUGCCCGCCGGUCAGACCCCCGGUCCCGUCGAGGUCGAGAAGCAGCUCGAGCUCUUGGAUGCCCUCUUGGACGGUGCCAAGGGUCUCGACCAGCUCGAGGCUGUCCGCAAGACCCUCGAGGAUGGUGUCAAGAGCGGCAACAUUGCCGAGAUCUUCAAGGCCGAGGUCGCCAAGCGCUCUUAA
Linnemannia hyalina is the source of this 1299-nucleotide messenger RNA. The record is from the annotation of a GenBank genome assembly. NCBI's taxonomy places the organism in Eukaryota, Fungi, Mortierellomycota, Mortierellomycetes, Mortierellales, Mortierellaceae.